CAAUUUCGACCCUUUUCGCUCUCUCCUUGGAAGUUGGAUCCGCAGAUCUUGCAUCGAUGUCGUCGGGGUCGCCACCGCAGGGCCGCGGCAGGGGGGAGGGAGAAGAGGAAGGCGCCUCCUCCUCGAGACCCCGCUUCGGUCGCCGCCGAACCGACUAUCCUUCUUCGUCGCGGCCGCGAUCCGCCGAUGCUGUCUGGCCGGAGCACUUCGUGGAAUCCGUCUCCAUUCGUGUCGCCGACGAAGCUGCCCGAUUCGAAGGCCGACUCGCCGCUGCGCCCGCCGUCGUCGCCAUGUUCCAGGUGUGCUCGACGUGGAGAGCAGUUUCCCGGUCGGAGUUCCUUUGGCAAGUUCUUUGCCGCCGCAUAUGGUCCUGCCGCCGCCGCUCCCUUCCUUCCUGGCGCGAGGAAUACGUCCGUCUCCACCGCACAGCUGCCAAUUUCCGCGCUGGCCGCUCCGCCUACUUCUCUCUCCUUUCUCCCCCCACCGACGACCUGCCCUGCUGCCGCCUCGCCCUCUCCGACCGUCACCUCGCCGCCGGCUUCCUCGACGGCUCAGUCCGCCUUUUCAACGUCCCUGCUGGGCGGCUCCUCGCCACCUUCAGAGCGGACCCCCACCGCGACCGCCUCGGUCGCUUCUCCCAAGCCAUCUCCGGCAUUGUACUCUUAGACAACCGCCUUGCCUUCGCCUCGCAGGAUGGCGAUGUCCACGUGGCGGAACUCAGCGCCCCCAGGGAGGCCCCCCGGCGGGCGCUCGUCGGGAACCUCAUGGUGGACGGCACGAUGGUGGACUUCACCGGGAACGCGCGGUGGUGGGUGGGUCUCUUCGCUGGCGCACCCGGUCACUCGUGGCGCGUGUGGGAUGCGGCCAUGGAGUUGCUGAUUUUCGUCGGUGGGGGCCUGAUGGAUUCCGCGGCUGUCGUCGGUUGGCACAUGCUCACCGACAUAAUGAAGCCGGUGGUCGGCCGCGCGCGGAUUCUGGAGCAGGGUGUCGUCGUGGGGUGCUCGACGUCCAGCAUGGAGGUGCUGGACCUCGACGGUGUCACUGGAACCAUUCUAAACCAGAGGGAGCUCCGGCACGGCGGCGCGCUGGUGGAAUCUUUCGACGCGGGGGAUGGGCGGGUGAUGGUGGUGGACUCGCGAGGGGUGGCCACGGUGAAGGAGGUGCCGGCGCUUACAGAGGUGAGCCGGUUCCCGACUCUCCGACGGUCGGAGAGACAGCAUGGGUCGCCGAGCCUGGAAGGGUGCAUGAACUGGGGUUACGCGCUGGUUUGCAUCUCGCGCGGAGUACACGUGUGGGACGCUAUCACCGGCGAGUACCUCUACGUCUUCCGGCAGCGGAUAGGGAUGGCCACUGCCAUGGCCGCCAGCGACAGAUACGUGGUUGCGUGGGCAAACGAUACUGGAUUGCACCUCUGGGAUUUCGGAGCAUUAUGAUCUGAGGGAUGGUGCAACAAAAGGUUACGAUGGGAUGGGAGAAAGAUGAUUAGGGUUUAGUAGUUUUCUGGUUAAUUAACUAAUCACUCGGUAGGCGAAUUUAUUAUCAAUAUGACGACGCUAAUUCUAUAAUUAUCUAUU
Molecule: messenger RNA, 1574 nt
Organism: Zingiber officinale
Lineage: Eukaryota; Viridiplantae; Streptophyta; Magnoliopsida; Zingiberales; Zingiberaceae
Product: transcriptional regulator STERILE APETALA-like
Exons: 2
Coding region: 57-1433 (458 amino acids)
Cellular component (GO): preribosome, large subunit precursor
Molecular function (GO): protein binding
Source: RefSeq, a predicted model, not a curated record